Rasamsonia emersonii CBS 393.64 is the source of this 1923-nucleotide messenger RNA. RefSeq names its product 5-amino-6-(5-phosphoribosylamino)uracil reductase. NCBI's taxonomy places the organism in Eukaryota, Fungi, Ascomycota, Eurotiomycetes, Eurotiales, Trichocomaceae. The coding region runs from base 1 to 1923 and encodes 640 amino acids. Gene Ontology annotation, biological process: riboflavin biosynthetic process. Gene Ontology annotation, molecular function: 5-amino-6-(5-phosphoribosylamino)uracil reductase activity. The transcript has a single exon. The record is from RefSeq and is a predicted model, not a curated record.
AUGGAGACUGAACCAUCUAGUGUGGCCUCGGCACCGGAGCCGGAGUCCGCCGCGUCAAAUGCGAAGCACAGCCCUGUCCAAGACGGGGCUUUUGUUCGGCUAGAAGGCGAGCUGGCAACCGCGUCAGAGGCCGGAGUUGAGACGGACAAGGAAGAAGACACCACAACACGGCAGCAUUCGCCAUCGCAACAUGGGACGCAAACCUCGGUCAACAUAGCCAAUCAGGGAACGCUCGCGCCUCCAAUCCGUCCGAGCGCUGAGUCGGAAGGAGCGCAAAAUGGUACUGCCCGGCAGCCAGAGGACGCUGUCACGCAAGGCGAACACGGCCAGGCUGGCCGAAGGGAACCAGCAAACUACAGUCUUCUUGACAAUCCUCCGAAUAUUGCCAAGAUUAGACAAGUAAUGUUCGAGUGUAAAGAACCGAUUGAGAUAAGUACUGAGGAAUUUGAGAGAUACUGGCCGUUCAUCGAUAAUGUCUGGGUGAAGCAGAGGUCGAAUUCAAGCCAAGAGGGGCAUUGCACCACGGACUACUACAUGUGCCGGCUUCGGCGUCCGACCUGUCGUCCACAACAGAAUCGGCAGUUGCCAGAAGGCAAGAAGUCAAGGAAAAAGAGCGUCAGAGAAGGAGGGACCUGCAACUUCCAGAUCAAAGUUGUUCGUUUCGAGGGUGCAUACUCAACAAUAACGAUCUCGAGGACACCUGGGAGCAGCCGAACCCAUUCCCAUGAUCUCGAUUAUAUCGACAAAGUGAAGAGAAAUUCGGGCCUGAUGGAAUUUGCGCGCCGCGAGGCUUCCAAAGGCUACCUCCCAUCUUCUAUUUUCACCAAAUUCAAAGAGGAACCAGAGAAACUAAUCGAGGCUGGUGGCAAAUUCUUGACGGUUACAGACGUCCGCAAUGUCUCUUCCAAAUGGCGAAUCCAGAAUCCGGAAGUCAAGCUAAUACCUCAUGACGGGUACGAAUAUCAGCAAGGACAUGGAAUUGUCAAAAUCAAAAAAACAGAUGAGAAUCCCUCGCCUCCAAAGACGUCUGAGUCGAGUGCGAAACCGCCCCUUCCACCAGACACCUUACCGUUUCCCCAAUUCUCACUGGAGUUCUUAGAACCCUAUCUCCCACGGCACGAGGAAAAGCGCACUUUUCCUCAUGUCACACUGUCUUACGCAUCAUCAAUGGAUUCUAAGAUAUCUCUGAGGCCCGGUAUGCAGACUGUCCUUUCAGGACCAGAGGCGAAACUGAUGACUCACUACCUACGCUCGCGCCAUGAUGCCAUUUUGAUUGGCGUUGGGACUGUUCUUGCCGAUAAUCCCGGGCUGAACUGCAGGCUCGAAGGCGCUGGAGGGUUUGGUGGUCUUGGGAGGAUGUGGCAGCCCAGACCGGUGGUUGUCGACCCGAUGGGCAGGUGGAAUGUCCACCCGGAGUGUAGAAUGCUCCGAGCGGCUGUGGAAGGCAAAGGCAAGGCCCCAUGGAUCGUGGUCUCGCCAGGUGCGCAGAUUCAUCCUCAAAAGCUGUUGAUGCUGAAGGGUUAUGGAGGUGACUACUUGCGGAUUGUGGAAUAUAAUCAAAGCUGGCGGCUGCGUUGGGAGGCUAUCUUCCGCGCACUGGCAGCUGAAGGGAUACAAAGCGUAAUGAUCGAGGGCGGCGGAACGGUGUUGAGUGAGUUGCUGAACCCUGAGUACGCCGAUUUUAUUGAUUCAAUCAUCGUCACUGUUGCCCCUACCUAUCUUGGGCGGGGAGGUGUCGAUGUAAGUCCGGAUUCAAAGCAGGACGAGGCCGGAAAACCCAAAGCGGCGCUCAAUCCCAGAGAUGUUACUUGGACGCCAUUGGGACAGAAUGUUAUUAUGUGCGGCAAAGUACGGGUUCCUCCACCGUCUUCGUCAGAUCAACAAACUCUGUCUGGUCUUGAAGCAGCCGCCAGAGGCUCAUAA